This is a messenger RNA of Chara braunii, 2600 nucleotides long. The record is from the annotation of a GenBank genome assembly. NCBI's taxonomy places the organism in Eukaryota, Viridiplantae, Streptophyta, Charophyceae, Charales, Characeae.
GUAAUCUCUGGACCUCUAUAAGUGUAAGGAAGUAACCUUAAUAGAUGCUACCAAACUCCCAGACUGAUUUCUUGGGUUUAUGUUUUUGUCCCUAGAUGGCCGGUGCCGCAGGACGUCGCGACAACGACGACGAUGGGAGGAAUGACAUUCAAGAACUGGCACGGGUUAUCCGGCAGUCGCAGCGAGAGCCCUACCCUAAGAUUGAUGUUCCGUUGUUCGACGGGAAUCAUGCCUCUUCUUGGGCAGACAAGUUCAAGCAAUUGGGAUAUAGCAACGAAUGGACAGAUGAGAAGAUGCUUCGCAUGGUAAAAAGGUACUGUCAGGUGGGGUACCGAGACGAGAUCGAUGAGCUGGUGCAGAUCUCUCGUGAUUGACUCGAAUGCGGCGACGGAACGAGCAGCUUCAGAAGGAAAGAGGGUCUGGAAAGGCAGUGGAAAGAGGAGCCUAUCCCCGUUAGUGAGAACGAUGAGGAUAACGAGGAUGAGAAGUUGCGGGCCGAAGAGGAAGAACGGGCUUGUUGUCGUGCACUGGAAAGGGAGCCGGAGAAAGGGAAGGCCGAAGUAAGCGAGGAGGAGCCACAAAAGAAGAAGAACAUUUAUUCGAUCCCCGUGGAGCAGGGAGUCGAUAUCGAGCAACUCCUCAAUAAGAUUCUGGAAAGUCAGCGCGACUUGGUCACGCUGAAGGAAAUUUUGGCGGUAUCGUCGAAAAUUCGAGAAGAGUUUAAACAGCGGAUGACUCGUAAGAGAAUCAUGACUGUUAAGCUCGGCGAAGUCAUUCUGCCGGAGGCUAACUGGUCCCCGCCUGGGACAAAGAUGGAUUGGCGAAGUGUGUCAACCGGCCAUAUGAAGGUCCAGAUUGGACAGCAGGAGUAUUCGGCACUUGUGGAUGAUGGAGCCGAGAUGAACAUCAUUCGUGAGCACCAUGUCAUCGAAGCUGGGUUGAAGAUCAACCGAGAUGACUAUGGGUUUCUGGUGGGCGCUAGCGGAUCGACCCCAUUCUGCGGGACAGCCAGUGGCGUUCUCGUCACGGUCGGAAAGGUUAAAGUCCGCUCUUAUUUCUACGUGUUACCUAGAGUGGAACACGAGGUGCUUCUGGGAAGGUCGUUCCUAUAUCGGUCAGAAAGCAUCAUCAUUAACAAGCAUGAUGAAACCAUGUUUGUAAUCCUUUGUGAUCCUGUCUGCAGUUAUUACAAAGUGGUCAAGUGUGCGAACACUGGACCCUAUUGCUCGCGGAACCGGCUAAACCCAGAAUCCUAUAGCUUCCCGGAGUCAGAAAAGUUGAGACGGGAGAAGGAAUCACUAGGGGAGGAGUCGAAUGCUCAAUCGGAUCAGGCAGAAGAAUCAGUUUCGGUUGAUGUCUUUCUGAAGGAGGAGGAGUCGAGAUUGAGUAUUAACUCUCUUGCCUACCUGACAGAUGGGGCCACUCGGCAUGGGAAAUCAAUAUGGAAUGCCCUCACUUGUCACGAGGUACGUUCAGAGCUCGUGAUGGAGGAACCUUUCAUUGAGGAGGAUCCAUGGGGUGAGCAAACCGCAGAGGAAAUGAUGAGGCGGACUUUGACCGAUGACAUCGACCUUAUGCUUGAUCCACUAACGAUUGAACAGGGCCAUACGCAGGCUGAUGACGCUUUCAAGACCGUUGGAAGAAUGUCAAGUAUCAUGAACUUGUUGGUUCAUGAGGAUCGCCUGAGGUUAAUGAAUGCGGAGGAAGGAGACAGUGAGGUCAAAGAAGCGUUUAAAGAAAAGGAGUACGAAGAGGAAUAUAAGAAAAUAGGCAUGUGGUUGAAUGGGGAAUUGGACGAAAGUGAGGUUGAUCCGGUUGUACGAGAGAAAAACAAAGGAUUCGUUGUUCGUGACGGUCAUCUCUUUAAGAAGGCUGCUGAUGGUGUCUCAAAGAGGGUGGUAUGCGGAACCUCCAGACAGUUGGAUGUGAUUGCUGCUCUACAUGAUGGGGUAGCCGGCGGGCAUAGGUCUGCGCGGGUAACUCUGAACAAGAUCCAACGUCUCUAUUUCUGGGAAGGGAUGAGCAAGAUGGUGAUUGACUUUUGUAAAUUUUGUUUCCCUUGUCRACAGAGGUCUAACAUCCACUACCUCGAACCUCUAAAUCCAUGUUAUGUGGCAGAACCGGGCGCAGUGGUGCAUUUGGAUCUCUUGAUAAUGCCACCCGGGAUAAAUGGGUACAGAUAUAUCUUUGACGUACGAGACAAUUUGACUGGGUUCGUUGAUGGUCGUGUUAUUCGCGAACGUACUGGAUCAGUUUUGACGGAGUGCAUUGAGGAAUAUUACCUCCGUUAUCCAUUUAUUCAAGAGAUUGUUAUGGAUCGAGGAGGCGAGUUUCGAGCAAAGGAGGUGCGAACGCUUUUGAAGAGACUUGGGUUGGUUCUGACAUUUGUCUUAGGCUAACCAAGAAAAUUGUAAAGUAUUAAUAAAAGUAUGGAAGUUGAAAGGUUAUCAACGGGAUUGUGACUCCUGUUAUUUUGUAAUAAUUGAUUUGUGUCAAACUGCCAUAGACAAUUGUAAAAUGACUAUGAUAUUUUUCUCACAAUUGUCUCUAUGCAUAAGAGGUAUUGGAUACUGGUUGUAAAGUAAAAGAGUGAUACCAAA